CGCCACUCAAUCGGAGCGGGGCCGGGGGGCUUGACGCCGCACGGCGGGGUGGGCGCAAGGUAAUGGCUUCCUGAGCAAGUCUCACUUUGUUUAUGUCGCGGGGUUGCCGACAGCCAAGAGGAGCCCGCGUUCGCCGAAGUCCGUGCUUGUUCCCCCCCGCGUCUGGUGGCGAUCGGCAGGCGAGGCCGCUGUCGGGGCAGUCGGGGCUCGGGUGGACGGGGGAUGAGCUGUUGUCUUGAAUGAAGCGGAUGCCCCCAUAGUCCCGUUAGGAGGAUGAGCUCCGUCGCCGGUCGGGAAAUCGUCUCUGUCAGUAACCCCGGAGCCGCAGCAUCCCGGGCCCUGCAUGUCGAGCUCAGGUCCCAGCAGCGUCGCUUGCGACACCUUCGGAGCAUCGCGGCCCGCAACAUCGUUAACAAGAAUGGAUCCCACCUGCUGGACACCUACUUCACUCUGCACCUGUGUGACGAUUCCAGAAUCUUCAAAGGUUUUUACAAGAGCGAGGUCAUAAGGGACUCAUUGAACCCGACAUGGAGGAGUCUGGACUUCGGCAUGCUGCCUGAUCUGCUGGACACCUCCGUGUCGUGCUUCGUGGUGCGGAUCUGGGGAGGCCAGAGGGAGCAGUACCAGCUGCUUAUUGAGUGGAGAGUCAGCCUGGAUGGACUGAGAUACACCGGGCAGCAGAUCCGUUCCCGGAAUCCAAAUGAGAUCAUAUUUGGAUUGAAUGAUGGCUACUAUGCAGCCAGUUUUGAUCAAAAGGAUCACUCUGACAGAAAGAAAAACAGCCUGCUUCAGGUGGAUCAGAGUGCAGUAAGAAACUCCUACAGCGUCUUCUCUCUGCUGAGGUUGCACACUGCCCAGAGGGCCAUCAAGCAGACCCAGGUAACAGUGCAGAAGAUUGGGAAGGAGAUUGAGGAGAAGCUGAGGAAAACAGAAGCCUGCACUGAGAGGAAGAAGGAGCGGGAGUGCAUCCAGUUGCGGAUCGGCGUGCUGCGUAGCGAGCUGGAGCGGCAGAGGAGGGCGCUGGGGCGAGAGACGGACUUCCUGCAGAAGGAGAGGGCCGCGCUGCAGAAAAAAGAAGAAGCAUUCUCGAACAAACACCAGAGUUUGGAAGUGGAGAAGGAGUCGUUAACAGAGCAACAGAAAGAAUAUACUGGCAAAAGAGAGCUGUUCCUAAAGACCAACGCACAUCUCACCCUGCGCUGUCGACAGCUCCUGUCAGAACUCUCCUACAUAUAUCCCAUAGAUGUGAACAAUCAAACGGAUUAUGUAAUCUGUGGAGUGAAGCUGCCGAAUUCAGAGGAUUUUCAAGCAAAGGAUGAUGGGAGUGUGGCGGUUGCCCUGGGUUACACAGCACACCUGGUUCUGAUGAUCUCCUGCUUCCUGCAGAUCCCUCUCAGGUAUCCCGUAAUCCACAAAGGUUCCCGCUCCUCCAUCAAGGACACCAUUACCGACAAGCUGAGCGAGAAGGAGAGAGAGUUUCCCUUAUACCCCAGGGGAGAGCGCUUUCAGUUUGAAUAUGGAGUCUACCUUUUGAACAAAAAUAUCGCCCAGCUGAGGUAUCAGCAUGGCCUGUCCACACCCGACCUCCGGCAAACACUUCCUAACCUGAAGAACUUCCUGGAACAUGGGUUAAUGGUGCGAUGCGAUCGGCCUUCAGUCUCCGUCUCCAUUCCGGUCCCGCUGAAACCCCAGCUGAGCACUUCGGUGAUGUCGGAGAUGGGCUAUCCGACCAGGACCAGCUCUCCGGACAAGGGGCUGCGCAAGCGGGCCAGCUCGGAGACAGACAGGACGCAGUACAAAACCCCCCCGCCCAGCUACAGCGCUGCCGUGACCCAGCCCAUCGGCCUCGCGGCCCCCGCGCAGCCCGAGCCGCCCAAGCAGGUCUCGUCCUCCCUGGACUCCGCUAUCGACCUGGCCAAGAGCCUGGAGGCGGGAGAGCGCCUGAAGGACGGGGACUUCGACGGCGCCCCGGCCGGCGGCGCCCAGGACGCGCCCGGCGGGGGGCUGGCGCCGGGGCCCGAGCUGUGCUGCUCCGUGGAGCGGGCGGAGGAGAUCAUGGGCACGGAGGCCACGGGCUUCGGCGGCGGGGAGCACCUGGGGGACUUCCCCUGCAUCCCGGUGGACCACGCGGUGGCCGUGGAGUGCGACGAGCAGGUCCUGGGCGAGCUGGACGCCGCCGGCUUCGAGGAGUUCUCCCGGCGCAUCUACGCGCUAAACGAGAACAUGUCCAGCUUCCGCCGGCCGCGCAAAAACUCGGACAAGUGAGCACCAGGGCCGGGGAGCUGGGUCUGGCCCGUCUGCACGGGGAGAAGAGAGGAGAGCGGGGCAAAAAGCAAAUAAAGAGAUGAAAAGGGGGGGAAUGAUAACCCGUUUGCACUUCUCAGAGCGAUUCUAUUGUCCUUUGAAUAGAAAUUCCGGUAUAAAAUUAUGGGUAAAAUAAUUCAUUGGCCUUGUUGCGGGGUGCGUCGUAGGAACCGCAGGAGAGUUGAGUGCUUGACAACUGACUCUUCGCAGCGCUAGGCUUUUAGCACGUCUGGGCACCGAACAGCUUGUAGCAAUCUGGAAAAAGAUCCUAGGGGAAUUACAUAGAAGGUUCUGACUUCAGUUCCCCUCCCCUCGCAGAACUGUUCCUCUGCCAGGAAACCUGCUCUCCACUAAGCCUGCUGGGAGAAGGUGGGCAAGUCCGUUUGAUUCAUCGAACCUCGGCCCACCAGCGCUGAGGCGUCGAACGCGCCGAGGUUUCAGGGCCCGGCGGGCCGCUUGCCCAAGAUGUUACACGCGCGCUUGGCAAGAGCCGGAGCUGGCGCGGUCCGCUGCGAAAUCCCCUCGGCCAGCGAUUGCCCGGUCCCCCGCGGUGACCCCCCCCGCACGAAAGCUGUUCCCCUUCCUCCCCCAGUCUGCGUUGAGCGGUUGUACAGAGAAGGAAAAAAGAGAUAAAUAAAACGGAAGCGAAACGGCACAUGACAUCAUUGUAUUCUGUUUACCGCAUCAGUAUGAUGGUUUCUUUUUUUUUUUUACCUUUAUUUCCAUCAAUAGAAUAUAUAAUGCUGUGGAAAUAAAUACAAUACUUAACCUGAUGAAAUAUGACCAAAAAACCUAUAUACUGUAUGUAUACUGUGAACAACUAGCUUUGAGUAUCUCAAGCCGACCAGUUAUAGUGUUAUAUCAUAAUCACAGUUAAUCAGCCAGGUGUGGUUUUCCAUUUCGUUUUAUAUUUUAUUGGAAAUUUCUUCUUUUCAGGGUCAGUUAUCUUUCCUUUGUUUAACUCCAGGCCCCUGUUCCUGCUUGCUGUUCGUCAGAAAGCUCGUGGGAUCUCUGGUGAUUAGACGGGCAUGUAUGGUUAAAUGAGAUUAGGCGUGUGGUUAGUUUAACUGUGGGGGGCUGAAUUGUGCUACUGUAAAACAUAUUUCCACCCUGUCAGAAGUCCUUCAUUUUUUACUAGGUGCAUAGGGCUGUUUUUUUUUUAAGGCAAAUUAAUUUUUUUUUUCCUAAACUAAAACCGACCAUGAAGACUUAAACCAGUCAGAUGCCUUCUGCUUAUUUACUGUAUCUGCGCUGUCAAGUAUAAUUUCUUGUCAUUGCAUAGCUUAUGAUUGAAGUCCACCAUGCAUUAAGUUGCUUUAAAAUGUUUCAAAAGGACCGUGAUUUCCACAGAUUAAUGCAGAUGAAAGUUGACGUACCUCCUUGCUUGCUAAUCUAUGUAUUAACAUAUACAAUAUGGGUAGCCAAAAGCAAAUACCCUGCACAUCCAGUGUAAACUGCAUUUAGUGGUGUACAACUACUGGCAUACGACGUUUUUCAUUAUGUACUGUGGUUGAAUGACUGUUGAAAUGUAAUGUAUUUAAAACCAAGAUAAAAAGAAUUUACAUAAAGCGUGACGUUAAGUGUACAAUGUUGUCUGAACCUUCCAGGGUUGACUAUGUAUAUAUGUAUAAUUUCCUAUGCAGGGUUUUUAUUAUUAAAAUCCACAGUUAAAUUGCA
Molecule: messenger RNA, 3981 nt
Organism: Lepisosteus oculatus (spotted gar)
Lineage: Eukaryota; Metazoa; Chordata; Actinopteri; Semionotiformes; Lepisosteidae
Gene: uvrag
Product: UV radiation resistance associated gene
Biological process (GO): SNARE complex assembly
Cellular component (GO): lytic vacuole; endosome
Molecular function (GO): SNARE binding
Source: RefSeq, a predicted model, not a curated record